CCUACCAAAGGCUCCAAAGCAAUCGACAAAGACGGCUUCUACCGCACAGGCCUCGUAUCUUGGCCCAAAACGCCUCUGGAGUUUCCCGAAGACUCAGACUCCGAUGUCAAGCCCCUAAACUCCGACUUUGCAUUUCCUCUCCCUUUCCAAACCAACCCCGCGAUCCUCACUCACGUUCAGAAAUCCCCGACGCCACAGUACAAACACAACGGAGAAAGCAAGCCGGAUUGCCAGCUGAUUCUCACUAUUGAUGUCUACCCUGAUUUUAAGAAGCACCCUGUUACUCUGACGGAGGAGCUCGAGGAGCGGGAUGAUUCCGAAGAUGAGGAUGACCCCGAAGCCUCCACGAACAAGGCCAGACUCCAGGAGUGGAAGCGAUCCCGUAAAGAAAGCAGACUCAUCAAUGAUAUGAUCUUUCACAUCACACGCCUCAUUGAGAAGUUACCGAUUUACAAAGCCACUCCGGGCGCCGAAGAUUUGAAGUCCGAUAAGCACCUGACAAUGGUCAAUAUCCAAGAACUCGAACGGGGUCUCUCCCGCAUCAGUCAAGCCGAGGCAUUGGGAGUGAAAUCCCACUGGGGCUUCCAGAGCCCCCUGCCCGGUGAUCGCGAGGGGGAAAGGGUGUCGACGCGAUACUUGCACCAGGAGAUGAUCCCGAGGGAGAGGGUAGAGGAGUUGAGGGGGUUGAAU
Messenger RNA from Neurospora tetraspora, 690 nucleotides. RefSeq lists its product as uncharacterized. The transcript has a single exon. The record is from RefSeq and is a predicted model, not a curated record. NCBI's taxonomy places the organism in Eukaryota, Fungi, Ascomycota, Sordariomycetes, Sordariales, Sordariaceae. The annotation marks the transcript as partial.